Messenger RNA from Vicia faba (fava bean), 1101 nucleotides. Lineage: Eukaryota; Viridiplantae; Streptophyta; Magnoliopsida; Fabales; Fabaceae. The record is from the annotation of a GenBank genome assembly.
AUGGCGUAUCAAAACCACCAACUCUCUCAAGACCAUUUCACUCCCGAUGACUCUACCACCAAACCAACCUCCGAACCUCACCAAUCCUUCCAACCCGCACCCAACUGGCUCAACACCGCUCUCCUCCGUAACAACUCCCCAACCACCAACAACACCAGUACCAAUUUCCUCAACCUCCACUCCUCCGCCGCCUCUCAAUCCUCCUCCCAUUGGCCGAUGAUUGACGACUCCACCAUCUCCGGCAUGAAAGCGCCGGAGAACGCCGACGCGGCAGCGGAGGGAUUAAUGAACUGGCAGAAAGCGAAAUAUAAAGGAGAAAUAAUGGCGCAUCCGUUGUACGAACAGCUUCUAUCAGCACACGUGGCGUGUUUGAGAAUCGCCACGCCGGUUGACCAGUUGCCGAGAAUCGAUGCUCAGCUGGCGGAGUCACAGAAUGUUGUUGCCAAGUACUCUGCCUUUGUUCAAGGCAUGCUUGACGAUGAUAAUAAACAACUCGAUCACUUCAUGUCGCACUAUGUUUUGUUGCUUUGUUCAUUCAAAGAACAGCUCCAGCAACAUGUCCGGGUCCAUGCAAUGGAAGCAGUAAUGGCUUGUUGGGAGAUCGAGCAAUCCUUACAAAGUCUAACAGGAGUUUCACCCGGAGAAGGUACUGGAGCAACUAUGUCUGAAGAUGAAGAUGAACAAGUAGACAGUGAUACUAAUCUGUUUGAUGGAAAUUUGGAUGGUUCAGAUAAUAGUAUGGGAGGAUUUGGUCCUCUUGUUCUAACAGAGAAUGAGAGGUCCUUAAUGGAACGUGUAAGACAUGAAUUAAAACAUGAGUUGAAACAGGAUUAUAAAGAGAAAAUUGUGGACAUAAGAGAGGAAAUUUUACGAAAGAGACGAGCAGGGAAACUUCCCGGUGACACGACCUCAGUCCUUAAAGAUUGGUGGCAAUCACAUGCAAAGUGGCCUUAUCCUACCGAAGAGGAUAAGGCAAGGUUGGUACAAGAAACAGGUUUGCAAUUGAAACAGAUCAAUAAUUGGUUUAUCAAUCAAAGGAAGAGAAACUGGCACAGCAAUCCUUCAACUUCUAAUGUCAUGAAAAGCAAGCGCAAGAGGUGA